UUUAUAGCAAGUUUUACAAGAUUGAAACAAGUUGAGUAAUUUAGGAUCCAAAAAGUUCCAUAAAAGAUUACAUAAUUGUGCAUCAAUUCGAGUCCACUUAGUCUUCUCACUAGUGCCAAUUUCACUAGCAUUUUUUACUAAGUGAUCCUCAUAUCCCUGUCCCAGGAACCACAUAUCAACUGAAGAAGACCACGGUGAGUAAUUAUUACCACCUUGUAAUUUAACAGUAGUAAUAGUGGAAGGAUUUGAAAUUGAAGAGAAAAAUGGUUUGACUUCUUCUGUUGUGGAUGCCUCACCUGUCUGUGAAGAAUUAUCUUCCGUCGACAUUUUGAGAUUCUAAUUCCGGAAAGAUCAAAUAGGUAAAAAUAAUAUGUUGCAAAUAGCUUCCACUAGAAUCCAGAAUAAGCCAAAGUAAUGGUUUGAUGUAGAGGAAAAACGGAUAUCAAUAGUGAACUUUGUGAAAAAAGCAAUAAAUAGGUGGGACAAAAUAAAGAGGUGGGACAAUAAAGUGGACUUGAAUUAGCUUUAACGAAAAGCUUAUCAUAAACCCAAUUACUUUGCUCCUCUCUCAAAAUACAAGACCCAACAACUCUUAUUCCUAUAUCAUUACAACUUCAAUAACAACAACAAGAAGCAAAAGUAGAGAAAUUUCUUACUGUGUUGCAAAAAUGGCAAGAUUAUUGCCUUUGUUUCUGAACUCAAGAUUGUGGAAACAAGAUCUGGCCGGGAAAGGAGACUACUAAUGAAGUCAGGGGUCAGAGGGUAACAAGAUCUGACCCGGAGUAGUGACUGCCGGAAAAAGCAGCCGAAGAGGCUCUACCGAGAUCGUAGAGGCUCUGAUACCAUGUGAAUGAUGUGCAUAAACCCGGUGAAGGCUUUCUUCUGAGUCUCUUCGCAACAAUUCUUUCACCUUUGAGGUGGGCCUUCUCAAAAUUUGUCGAAAGCCAUAUAAAACACAAACUGGGGCUUGCAAAAUAUGGAAUGGUGCCGGAUCAUAGUUUCCUAAAAGAAUUGAGUUCAUGUUCAGUUUCUAAACUGCCAGAGGGCUUCUACGACAGGGUUGAGGAAGGAAGUAUCAAGCUCAUCAAGAAUAAAGCAGAGAAUUUUGGAUCCUCUAAAGAAGGUAUCUUGCUCGAGGGUCAGGCUGAACCAAUAAAAUCCAACUUAGUCAUACUCGCUACUGGCUUCAAUGGAAUUGAUAAGCUCAAACACAUUUUUGAAUCACCAAAAUUUCAGGAAUUCUUAGCCGACUCAGAUGAAUAUUCUGCACUUCUCCUCUACAGGGAAUGCAUUCAUCCCCGAAUACCACAACUGGCAAUAAUUGGAUACUCAGAAAGCGUAUCAAAUCUAUACACCUCGGAAAUAAAGUGUCGUUGGCUGGCAGAGCUUCUCGACGAAAAAUUUAAGGUACCUAACAUUAAGAUAAUGGAGAAAGACAUAGCAGAGAUACUCAUAUAUGAACAACUACAAGAGAUCAUGCAUCGCUGCGUUGCAUAUUUGGUACAAUGACCAAUUGUGCAGAGACAUGGGAUGGAAUCCAAAAAGGAAAAAGGGUCUUUUAGCUGAGUGGUUCGAUCCUUAUGGACCAAUGGAUUACGCCGGCUUACAUUCGUAUAUCAGGGCCUCCUCUCCCAGUUUCAGAGAGGUCUCCUUUUUUCUGUUCUCGUUUGUAUUCAAAAUCCUACUGUACUUUUCUUCUUUUCCUUCGUGUUGAUGCCCGGGUACACUCUUUUAUCAUUGCCUUCACAAAAUAAGCUUGUGAUCGAUCCAUCUUUGAAAACCCUUAAUUUAGUAGCUUGACGGUCAUACUGGCUCAGCUUUAUGAAUCUCUACUGAAUGAUAAUUAAUACGUAGUUUGAGUUAUCAUAUGAAAAGUCACCUGUGAGGUUUCACUAUAACAAUUUUGGGAUGAUCAUUGAGGGUUAGCAUAGACAUCAAAACAUUAAAAAAGUUGCGACACUUUUCGUCUAAAUUCCUUUGAAGU
Nicotiana tabacum (common tobacco) is the source of this 1984-nucleotide messenger RNA. Lineage: Eukaryota; Viridiplantae; Streptophyta; Magnoliopsida; Solanales; Solanaceae. The record is from RefSeq and is a predicted model, not a curated record.